Molecule: messenger RNA, 948 nt
Organism: Globicephala melas (long-finned pilot whale)
Lineage: Eukaryota; Metazoa; Chordata; Mammalia; Artiodactyla; Delphinidae
Gene: FOXR1
Product: forkhead box R1
Biological process (GO): regulation of DNA-templated transcription
Cellular component (GO): nucleus
Molecular function (GO): DNA-binding transcription factor activity; sequence-specific double-stranded DNA binding
Source: RefSeq, a predicted model, not a curated record
CUGAAGCUCCAGCACCUAGACUUCUGGGCCAGCCUCCAUGGCCAGGUCCCGGGAUUGCUGGACUGGGACAUGGGGAACGAGUGCUUUCUGGCCUUCACCACUACGCACCUGCCCUUAGCGGAACAAAACCUUGCCAGAUAUAAACUCCGAAUAGUUGAGCCACCAAAACUACCUCUGGAAAAAAAACCCAACCCUGAUAAAGAUGGUCCAGAUUUCGAGCCCAACCUGUGGAUGUGGGUAGACCCCAACAUCGUGUUCCCCCCUGGAAAGCUGGAGGUCCGAGAACCCAGUAAGGGGAAGAAUCUGACAAGAAUAGUCCCUUCCCCUCAGCCACCCCCAAAAGAAGAGGACUUUGCCAAAUGCCCACAGGCCACAGUGGUGGAGUCACCAUCACUUUCUGGAGACCAGUAUCCCCCUCGGAAGCGGUUUGCCUCUUCCAACAGCAACUGGGAGCUCACAGAAGAGAAGGAGGCUGAGGACCAGGAUGACAGCUCCUCUGUGGCUCUCCCGUCCCCUCACAAAAGGGCCCCCCUCCAGAGUCGGAGGCUUCGGCAAGCCAACAGCCAGGAGGGGGGGCUGUGGUCCCGGCCCCCUCUCAAUUACUUCCACCUAAUUGCAUUGGCAUUAAGAAACAGUUCCCCCUGUGGCCUCAACGUGCAACAGAUCUACAGUUUCACUCGACAGCAUUUCCCCUUUUUCCGGACGGCUCCUGAAGGCUGGAAGAAUACCGUGCGUCACAAUCUCUGUUUCCGAGACAGCUUUGAGAAAGUGCCGGUCAGCAUGCAGGGUGGCGUCAGCACACGGCCCCGAUCCUGCCUCUGGAAGCUGACCGAUGAGGGACACCGCCGCUUUGCAGAGGAGGCCCGCGCCUUGGCCUCCACUAAGCUGGAAACUAUCCAACAGUGUAUGAGCCAGCCAGGUGUGAUGCCCUCCCUCUUCGACCUUUAG